AAUAAUUCGACCUUCAAGUUGAAUACUGCACGAGACAUGAUACUAGCUAUUUAUAUGUAGAGUGUUUUGUUGGAACGGUACCAGAUAGUUUUUGAUGGUUCGCUUAGGCGCGUGUAAAUAAAUAUAUAUAUAACGAAUAGACAAUGGAAACGAAUUGAAAGAUUAUCUAUAUCCUAAGUUUGUUGGUAUUAGACUUUGUUUGUGAACAGUUUUUGUACAGCGUCCGUCCGCCAUUAAUUAACAAGAUAAACUUGGCUGAACUUCCUGAAGACCAGAGAAAUAAACAGUUCAAAUAAAAGACCGUUAGAUCAUCCAACUUGAUUGGACGCUAAGAUCAAAUAUUCUGACGAAACUGACCCGACGGACAAAAGAUGGCGACCCUUGACCUAUGUUGGUAGCAGGGGACCAUUACAUCAUUGUGUGAUUAUGGGACGUCUGUGGUCAGUAAUGGCGCCACGGUGUAAAAGUGGACGUCUGUUAAAGCACGUGAAGUUAUAACAGUAUUAGUCGAAUGAACACGAGGCGAUUGAACAAAGACCCUGAUAUUUUGACGUUCAUUGGAAAACUAAAAGAUUUUGGGACCAAAUCAAAAGAGAGGACCAAGGUAGCAGCUAUUGUCCAGACACACGCUGGCUUGUAAUGGUUUAUGAACUUGUGAAAUCACCACGUUAAGUCACCAUCAACAUUUUAACGCGCACUUCCUGAUCUUAUUGACAUGGUGUACCAUAGUUACUUAAUCUUUGAUGGUCAGGCUAUUAUCUCACUUAUUUAAUAAACUUUGACCCUGUUUUAAACUGAGGUCUACAUGUCGAUGUCCGACGAUUAGCAUCAAAGGAGCUGGCGAUUGAUAAGCGUUGAACUAUUCGCAACUAUUUGGAAUUUUGUUGAUUGAAUAAAGUCAAGGAUUUUAACGAUGACGUGAAGAUUUUCUUCUGUGGUUGUGCCAAAUGAUCUUGCCCUUGAUUCCAUACUGUGUUCUUACGCUUGUGUUCCUUGUGUAGAUAUACACAGAAUCUGUUCUGAAUAUUCCGACGUUUGUGUUGCUAAACAUCCAAAUUGUGUACACGAUGCCGACCUUUUUAGAUGAAGAGUACCUUCUCUUUGAAGCUGCGAAAUUUGGCAAAGAGGAUAAAAUCCGAACAUUAAUCUCUAACGGGUGUCGGUCAAACACGUGCGAUGGUCAGGGUAGAACGGCGUUGCAUUGGGCAGCAGAAUACGGAUACCUGUCCACCGUCUGUCUUUUGGUCGAUUCCGGAUGGGAAAUCAACAAACAGGAUCAUAAAGGUCAAACGCCAUUAUUGAUCGCGUGCAAUUGUAGACGGGAAGACGUAGCCAUUUGUUUGCUGAAGUUAGGAAUCGAUGUGAACACCUGUGACGUCAACGGUAACACUGCCUUACAUAGAGCCGUUCAUUUAAAUCUAGAAUCUCUUACGUUGCUUCUCAUUGACGCCGGAUGUGACAUCAACGUUCAUAAUGAUUCGAACUGGACGUCAUUACACGAGGCAGCAAGAGUAGGAAAUGAAAACAUCAUUCGAACGUUGUUACAACGCGGUGCUCAAGUCAACACUGUAACGAAAAACAAUAUGUCCCCAUUUUUAUGUGCAAUAUUUUAUUACAAAAUAGCACCGAGAAACACAUAUCAAUGUCUAGAUACCAUACUUAAAAUGUUUAUAGAUUCUGGGUGCCAACUUAGCCAAGGUGACAAACAAACCACGCCAUUUUCAGCUUGUAUCAACAUGGACAACAGUUGUAUCGCAGCUUUGUUAUUAUUUCACGGAAGUGUGGUAGAACGGAAAGGAAAGUUUAGUAAAAGUAUUUUAGUUGAGGCGUUUACUCGUUGUGAACCGUUUGUCACCAAACUUUUAGUAAUGAGCGGGUACCAGGUGUGGCCAGAAGAGGUCGACCAAUGUUCGCGACGAAUUCCCGCCUUUUCCAGGUCGUUCCUACGUCUAGCGGCACCGGAUAUAGAUACUGGAAGAGGGCGAAAUGAGUUAAUUCCGUGGUUACGCCACCGAUCCCAAAAUCCGUUCAGUCUAUUGGAACUGUCUCGGCAUGCAGUUCGAGUAGGCUUGAAUAUUGGAACCGGUGAUACCUCAAUAAUAAACAGUAUUAACUUUUUACCUAUUCCCACUUUUCUCAAGAAUUUCGUGGCCUUAGAUGACUUUGCAAGCAGUUUAACCAUAUAAGAUAUAAGUCCCAGUGGAAUUUGGUAUGGUAUUUGCAAGCCUGGACAUAAGGCACCAGGUCCUGUCAUAGACAUUUUCAGGCACAAGUUAUCACACAAGGUAUAUUAUUAUAACAUAAUUUUAUUAUAAUAUGUUGUAUGGUAAUUUGUGUCUGACGAUGUCUAUGACGGGUGCCUUUUUUCCGGUUUUGGGUGUUUGAUUAAAAUCUAAAAAAAAAAAAGAAAUUCUGACGAUAAAUCAGAUUGGCCAAAUAUGUGGAACACAUCGUUCGUUUUGGGUUGACCAAAAUAUAGCACACACAUGUACCCACAAGACACCAGAUUCGUAUUGGUAUUUAUGUAAACCACAAUUAUAUAACUAAAUCAUAUAAUGAAGGCUACGAAAAACAAGCCUAAAUAUGAGAGUUAUCUUAUCCUGGACGACGAUCCAGUAAACUAAAAAUGGCAUCGUAUAGUGAGUGGUACAUACGUGAUACCCACAUGAAUCUGUAGCAAGUUGUCGUUUACUGUAUUGUCCUAGUCAGUAUAAAGGCCCAUCUGUAGUACGCUAGAGUAGGCACAGGCCUACACACACCAAGAAUUAUUUGUUGACGACAGUCUGUUUGAGCAAACCACAAAUCGUACAACAUGGCCACCGAUUGUCUCUGUCACCUAUUUCUCGACGCAGGUUUCUUGUCACUGAAGAAACGACGAUAGUAUGUCGAUGUUUAUGGAAGUUUUGGUUUGGACAAAACUAAACGUAGUGUCCGUAAUCAAAGGCUUACCCAAACAAUCCUAGUUACAAAAGCGUGCAUUAUUUGAUAGUAAUAGAUUGUAUGCUAGGAGCGCACAACCGACGACCAUUGAUAAUUCGUCAGUGAUGAAACAUCGUCUAAAAUUCUUAGUGUGUGUAGACCUUUAAUGUAGUUUUUAUCAAGUGUGUGUAAUAGUCGUUAAUAAGUUAAAUUAGAUGUUUCCGAAACUAAUGCCACUUCCCAGUGCAAUCCAUUAGUCUAUACGAUGAGCAAUGUUUUGAUGUAAUUUAUAAUAUUAUGAUAUUACUGUGUAAUUAUCAGUAAACGUGAUUUAAUGUGAAUGUAAGCGAAUGUGUAUAUCUGUAUGUGUAUAUAUAUAGCAUCUGUAUACAGGCCCGUAGGGCCAGUGAAGGUUUUAGUGGGGGGGGGGGGGCGCACAGUCUACAGUAGGAUUUUUAGAGCUAUGGUCGGCAACUUUUUGUCAGGGUGGCAAAACAUUUUUUCAGCCUCUCUCCCCCACCCCCCCCGGCUACGGGCCUGUCUGUAUAUUUUACUGAUUAAAGCGUGUACGGUAUUAACAGUGGUGGUACAAGAGGAAAGUGGGGGGGGGGGGGCGGAGAACGCGUGCCCUCCCUAUCCGUAGGACAAAAAAAUUGCUGGUUUGCAAAGGCGUAAACAAAAAUGUCUUUUCAUUCGAAGCUAGCCAUCCAAACAAUUUAAGCCAGAUUCCCCAUUUUCUUUUUUAUCGCCCCCAACACCAUCAAUUAAUCGAUGCUAAGGUGUGAUUGUGAUUUACACCCCCCACCCCACCCCCACCCCACCCCACAAUAUACUUACAAGUCUUGGCGCUGCCACAGUAUUAAUUUUACUACUUGAUGUGUAGGCUAUGGUGCUAAUUAUUUUGAUUGUUUUAUCUUCUUUUUUUGACGGUUUUUGUCAUGUAUGAAUGUGUAGCUUUUGAAUUCCUUGGUGUGAAAUAAACAUCAAUUAUAUAUUA
Messenger RNA from Patella vulgata (common limpet), 3916 nucleotides. RefSeq names its product serine/threonine-protein phosphatase 6 regulatory ankyrin repeat subunit C. Gene Ontology annotation, molecular function: protein binding. The coding region runs from base 1068 to 2186 and encodes 372 amino acids. Lineage: Eukaryota; Metazoa; Mollusca; Gastropoda; Patellidae. The record is from RefSeq and is a predicted model, not a curated record. The transcript has 3 exons.